This is a messenger RNA of Hippoglossus stenolepis (Pacific halibut), 2335 nucleotides long. RefSeq names its product UDP-N-acetylglucosamine/UDP-glucose/GDP-mannose transporter. NCBI's taxonomy places the organism in Eukaryota, Metazoa, Chordata, Actinopteri, Pleuronectiformes, Pleuronectidae. The coding region runs from base 176 to 1141 and encodes 321 amino acids. The transcript has 12 exons. Gene Ontology annotation, cellular component: Golgi apparatus. Gene Ontology annotation, molecular function: GDP-fucose transmembrane transporter activity; antiporter activity. The record is from RefSeq and is a predicted model, not a curated record.
UGUUCAGACCCUGAAGGGGCGGAAGUUGUGAAACGUGUGUGUGCGUGCGCAUGAGCGAGUGUGCGCAUGUGUGUGUGUGUGUGUGUGUAUGUGCGUGCGUGCGCGCGUGUGUGUAGCGGUGCCGUGAUGGCAUGGGAAGAGCCGACAGUCAGAGAGGAGUGAGAAGUUGUCGGGGAUGGCGGACAAACCUGUGUUCGUGAAGCUGUUCGCCGCCGGGUUUUACGGUGUCAGCUCGUUCUUCAUCAUCGUGGUGAACAAGAGCGUCCUCACUAACUACGGGUUCCCUUCUUCAAUAUGUGUCGGAAUUGGACAAAUGUUGGCCACAGUGGUCGUGCUGUGGGUGGGCAAGGCUGCGAAGGUGAUCAGCUUCCCGGACUGCGAUGAGAGCAUACCUCGCAAGACGUUUCCUCUACCUCUUCUGUAUGUGGGAAAUCAAAUCACUGGUCUGUUUGUAACCAAAAGGCUCAAUCUGCCGAUGCUUACUGUCCUCAGGAGGUUCUCCAUUUUAUUCACAUUGCUGGCAGAGGGAUUUCUGCUCAAGAAGAAAUUCUCCAGGCCAGUCCAGCUGACAGUAUUUACAAUGAUCCUCGGGGCGUUUAUAGCCGCAAGCGCUGACUUGUCCUUCGACCUGCAAGGCUACGUGGUCAUUCUCCUGAACGACGUGCUGACUGCAGCCAAUGGAGUCUAUGUGAAACAAAAAUUGGAUGCAAAGGAGUUGGGGAAAUAUGGAUUGUUGUAUUACAAUGCAUUAUUUAUGAUAAUUCCCACUCUGAUGUUUGCUCAUGCGACUGGAGAUGUGCAGAAGGCGAUUAAAUAUGACGGUUGGUCCAACAUGUUUUUCCUCACCCAGUUCAUCCUGUCAUGUAUCAUGGGGUUUGUCCUGAUGUAUUCCACUGUGCUCUGCACACAGUACAACUCUGCCUUAACAACUACGAUCGUGGGCUGCAUCAAGAAUGUCCUAGUGACAUACAUUGGGAUGGUGUUCAGCGGAGACUACAUUUUCUCUUGGACCAACUUCAUAGGUUUAAAUAUCAGUAUUGCGGGCAGUAUGGUGUACUCCUACAUCACGUUCACAGAGGAGCAGACAACCAAACCAAGUGAAAGCAACAAGCUGGACAUCAAAGGCAAGGUGGUUGUAUGACAGAGACACUGGAUUUAAUUAUUUUUAUGCUGACGAACAGGAAAACUCUAUUUUUAGUACGACUUUUAUUUAUGGACUAUUUUAGAGACAAAGCUGAUGGAAACGGUGUUAUGGUGAAAUCCUUCACCAUGACUCCCCCUGCUGUUGCCAUGCUUAGGAAACCCUCCAGUGGGAUUGUGGGUUGAUUUCUAUUUUUUGAUGUAGUUUUCUUUUUAAAUAUUUGUAUUUUGAUACUGUGCUUGUGAGUAUUAAGAAGAAGGGAAACAGGGAAGCAGUGUUAUUUAUGUUAGAACAUUUCUUGACAGUUCAACAGACUGAACAUUAAAUGUUGGGAUGAUGUAAAGUUUCCUGAACACAGGAGCGAACAGCUGGGACGGCCGAUUGUUAGAAGCAUGGGUGUUUACUGAUGAAUCGCGGGAAUAGUAUGUAACGCUUAUUUUAAAGGCACACUCCUUGUUUUUGCUGUUUUUGCUGUUUACAAGAAAUGUAACUAUAGAUGCCUUCUAAGAACAGUGAGAUGCACUGGCACUGUCAUUAUCUGUUAUUUCGGAUUUACGUACUUUAUUUUUUUGAGUUUUGUGGAUACACUGUUACAAGCAUGUUACAGACGGAUGGUGAAUGACAGUGAUCAAACCUCAUCCUAUAAACAAACAAAGUGGAUGUGCAGUGGGCUGUCGAUUCCCAUCAAGGAUUGUGGCUUUUAAUAUUGUUGCUGCCUCCUCUUGGGAGAUAAUUUAAAGAUAACGGUUUACAUUUUUCAGAUUAACAGAAUGUUUGUUGUGGAUGUCAGUGAUUCUCUCUCUAUGCAGAAUUAACAAACAAGGGGACCCAUUUCUUUUCUUUUUUGACACAGUGUUAUGGCACUUUUAACUGAGGUAGCUCCUGCUGAAUUGCCUCACCUACAUUUAUAUGUUGAUAUGAGAUUAUUGUACCUGAAAUGUAAUUUUUAGGUUAUUUCAAGAGAAACGUGGUUAUCUUAACCUUAAGUAGUCAGGUACGAGUGUUGUCUUUUCUUUUUUUUUUUACAUUUUUAUCUACAUCAUUUUAUAUUUAUUACUUUUUUAGACUAAUAUCCAUUUUUAUAGAUGGUGUGACUUGUUAAGUGUGGAUGGUGAUCUCAUCUCACAGUAACGAUGCAUUUUUAGCUGGAACAAUGUCAUGUAUUUUUACAUUAAAACAAACCUGUUGACACAA